Molecule: messenger RNA, 2872 nt
Organism: Aplysia californica (California sea hare)
Lineage: Eukaryota; Metazoa; Mollusca; Gastropoda; Aplysiida; Aplysiidae
Product: E3 ubiquitin-protein ligase RNF139
Exons: 2
Coding region: 228-2159 (643 amino acids)
Biological process (GO): ERAD pathway
Cellular component (GO): endomembrane system; endoplasmic reticulum
Molecular function (GO): ubiquitin protein ligase activity
Source: RefSeq, a predicted model, not a curated record
UUUCUCCCUUGAUUUGCUUCCCAACUUCCGCAAUGAUAAUCUGGCACUAGCACCAGCAAUAUCUUGUUGGUAGUGACAAAAUCUGAAGUGUUCAAGAAGUAGAGGCAGUUUGUCACUGAAAGAAAUAUUUUGAUUAGAGUCCCCUUGUUGGUUUAUUGCACUGAAGCAAGUUCCUUCACAAAGGACUGGAGGGUUAAUUUUGGAAACACAGAUGUAUUGCCGAAGGCAUGUCUACCUUGAAGAAAAUUUUAGUAAUCGUUGGCAGGCUCCCUUUGCUUUUUAUUAUUGACAGUGUUCUGAAACACACAUUUCUGGACUUCUCUGGACUUCCACUUGGUCCUCUCAGUGUGUCUUUCCAGCCUCGUGAGACACUCUUCAAUUUCAGUGAAGAUGUAGUUUCUACUGAGCGGCUGUUUGAUGUACUGAUAUCAGUAGUAUGGUUUCUGUUUCUUGUUACUGUGGUGGUCACUUCCGUUGUCCUGGUCUGCUGCCCAAUCGAAGUCUUGCUGGAUGUGUAUGGCUGCAUCAUUGGUCUCGGAUGCCUCAUUUUGUCUCACAAAUGCAACAGAAAACUUUUACUGGGAAUGGAGGACUUAGCAGAAGAUGAUGUCGUUUUGGAUUCCCCCAAGUCUUUUCUAUUGAGCUUGCCCAUUCAUCAUAUGCCAUAUAUUUCUAUUUUCGUAAAUUUGUUGAUUCAGGCUCUAAUAGUCAUAGCAUUUGAUCGCGUGUGUGUUGCUAGUGCUUUGAAAUGGAACAGGAGAUUGAGCAAAUUCUCCAGGUAUCCGGUGGACAUUAUUCUGUUUUUGUCCUUUACGUCUCCAAUACUGGGACGUUCUUUGCUGAUUGGAGAUUUCGUGAUUUGGAGGAUCUUCCUCGGCCUUGCGCUGUUCCUUCCUAGUUUUAUUUUAACUGCCCACUCAAUAUUUGUAAUGGUAACAGUGAUGAAGAUAGUCCUGCCUGCUGUUAGGUACAUAAAGAUUCACAUUCGAGAAAUAGGAUUUGAUGGGGUUAUUCUGCGUGUCAUGGAGAAAGCAAACUUAUCCUGGUUGUUGCGGGUAUUUUUCUUCUCUCGGUUGAGCUAUCAGCUUUUGACAUCAAAAACAAUAUCAGAGUCUUCUAGCAUAUGGAGAAUGGACUCCAGUGAAUUUUGGUACUUUCUAAAGUUAUUAGUUUCUGAAGUUCUCUUUGACCUAUGUGGGACUAUUCUGUCUAUCAUGAGCAUGGCCAGCAUGAUAAGUAUUGUGAGCGGGUUUUGUCUGAGCAUCGUCUAUCGCAUAAUUGGAGCCCAUGAUGAAGAAGAAAGCAUGCAGCCGGCUGUGUCGGGAUUUCUGUUUGUUUUGCUGGCAAUGCAGACUGGCAUCACAAGCAUUUCUUCUGAGACCAGACUUCAGCUCCUGCUUCAAAACUGUAUUCUUCUCCUGGUCGCAAAUCAACAUUUUGUGCAGGGUGUUACGGCAGACUUGAUUUUGAAAGCAAGCACUGAUGACGUGUCCUUCAAAAAGCAUGUACGCCCGAUGCUGCCUUACCUCGUGUUUUUCUCGUUCCCUUUCAUCGUUGUUACCCGGUUGUGGCAGUACCCAUUCCGACUGUCGUGGCUGCUAGCUAUAUCAGCAUUUACCAUCGAGCUUGUGGUCAAGUCUCUGACCACGCAAGUGAUUUACUGCAUCAACAUGGUUCAUUCUCACACCAACUACUUUCACGACAACAUUGACGAUCUGCUCUUCUAUGUCAAAGCCGGCAGUGGAUGUUUGGACUUUGUCUGUGGCAUAUUUCUCUUUGUCAACGGUGCCUACAUUUUCUUCUUUGAGUCCGGUGGCCUGAUCCGACUGACGAUGAUGAUCAUUCACUUCUACUGGAACAUAUACCAGACGGCCCUCCGCGGACUCAAGACCUUCCAGCUGCGCAUGUCUGCGUGGGACAAAGUGAACAAGCUUCAGCUGGCCAGCCAGGAGCAGCUGGAUGAGAACGCGGACAUCUGCUCCAUAUGUUACCAAGAAAUGACGGAGGCUGUGGUCAUCAAGUGCUCGCACGUGUUUCACAGAGCUUGUCUCAAGAAGUGGCUCACCAUCCAAGAGCGCUGUCCGCUGUGCCACACGGACCUGGGAGAGGGGCCGUCCGCCAGUGCCAACAACAAUGAUAAUGAAGUGGAAGACAGAUGAUGAUGGCAUGACCAGUGGUAAUUAUUUAGUUGAUAUUCUUGAUUUCUGGUUGAAACAGAAUUCUACUGCUUUUUUAAACAAAUUUGAAUGUGAUGUUAUUGUUUUUGUAAAUAGGUUUGUCAUGGUUAGACCCUCUAUGGACAAUAUUUGAAGUAACCAUUUUUUAUCUGGGCAUUCUCUUUUCCGUUGUGCUGGCUGAUGUUUGUGGCUGGGACAGUGGUAGUAGUUCUCUUGUUGUACGGACUUUGUCAGGCAAGUGAGCGCUUACGUGAAGGAAACACAUCAGCCACAGAGGCGCUGCCGUAACUCUUUCACUACCAGGGGGUUUUCUUCACAGUGACCGGGCCCUCUCUGUGACCUACUUUCUGAUUCGGCGUACCGUCAGACAAAUUAAAGAUUUUCAAGUUCAAUUUUCCACAUGAGCCACUUGUAUUAUAUACGGAAAAUAAAGGGGAAGUAAUGACCUGUCUCAGCAUGCUGCUCAGAACGAUCAUUCUUCUGCCGGAGAUUUCAGAUUUGAUUAUGACAAAAGUAGGUGUGGUUUUGAAGCCGGAAGUGGAGAGCCAUGAAACACAGCUGGCGGGAGUGAAAGAGUUUAAGCAGACCUGCCAAGUACUUCCAUAAACUCUGAGCUCUGCGAUUUGGUUUUUUUUACAUGUUGAAGAACCCAGAUUAGAUUGUUGUUCUUUAUAAAACCCAAUUUUUUCCUUGAA